GUGCUGUCCGCCGUGCGGGUUGGAUAUGACAUACUCGUGACGUGAUAGUCGAUCGUCUCGUCUCGUCUCGUCUCGUCACCCCCUUUAGCCUACCCUUAUCCUACGAAACGAACGUCGUCAGCAACGUCGAAUCGCGCGCGCUCGUUUCUCUCUCUCGCACUCUCUCGCUCUCUCGUUUUCUUUCUCUCCUCGAGUGGACCCGGGGACACGAGGAGUUCGAUCGUGCGGAAGGAACGUCGCUCGCGCCUCUCCGCGUCCGCGCUUCGCACCUGGAGAGAGUCUCGUUUCAACCCCCGACGAGCGACCGCGUUCGGUGGACGCGCGGGUAUACAUGUCGUGAUGCCGCGGGGUGAGCGACGCGCGCCGCCGAGAGGACUCGCGGCCGAGGGUGCUUCGAUCUCGUCCUGACGAUACCAGCUCUCGUGCGUCAGCCCUCCCCCAGUGGACCCCGUAGUGAUGCGUACGGUAGAAUAAUGUUGGUGUGAGUGUGAGGAACCUCGGUGGUGUACUCGGGCUCGGCGGAUGGAUCGGGGCUGCGUCUUUAGAGAUUGUGCCGGCUGUGCCCGCUCGUGAUCCCGAAAACGUGAAAAACAGAGGCGAGCGCGACGACGCGACAUAUAACACGAGAUACCCCGUACUCUCUCGUAUCCUCCUUCGUACGCGAAGUGUGUGCGACGUGUAACACGUGUGACAGUUACCCGUGGGAUACCACCGCGGAUUAUACGUUUCUUCGACCGCAAAAGGGUGGUCGGAGGCGUCGUGUGCGGGAUUACACACAUACGUAGUACACACAUACACAUCCCAGUGGUUCUCCUUGGUGCACGUUACGGCGGAUUCAUCCCUAAAGGAUAUGUCGCUAUAGUAUUCGCGCGGAUCGCAGCUACGAUGGCCGGAUACUCCAGUGCGCUCAAUACGGAUUUCGCUCCGGAAUCAGCGCGGAGGAUGCAACGAUCUGGGAUCGAUGCUAUCGGGGAUGCCAGGGAAUCCUCCGGAUGCGCGAUUACGAGGAGCGCGAGCAGAAGAAUCGGGCGGAGAAUAGCAUCGUUAAUAACUUGCCUCUCCCUGCUGAUGACAAUGGAGGCGAAGACAGUGGCAGCUACGAACGUGACAAACGCGUCGUCCGUGUUAGUGUCGACGCUGAAGCCGUUUACAACGACGGAAGUAGUUUAUCAGCGAUUCGCCAUCGAGCCGAUGGAUCAAACCGCGGUGAUUGGCAGUCGGGUGACGCUUCCAUGCCGAGUUCUCGAUCAGAAGGGGCCCAUUCAGUGGACGAAAGACGACUUUGGCCUGGGAGCAGUUCGGAAUCUCACCGGAUACGAGCGAUACGCCAUGAUCGGUAGCGACGAAGAAGGCGAUUUUUCGCUACACAUAUAUCCUGUGGAACUCGAGGACGACGGCACGUAUCAAUGUCAGGCUUCGCCGACAAACGACGGACAGCCGGCUUUACGAUCGAGAUUUGCCAAGCUAAGCGUACUAGUACCACCGCAGAAGCCGAAGAUCCUGCAGGGUGACUUCCUCGUCACCACCGAAGAUCGCGAACUGGUGAUCGAAUGCGUAAGCAGCGCCGGAAAGCCACCGGCGGAGAUCACGUGGAUCGAUGGACUGGGCAACGUGCUACAUCGUGGCAUCAAAACCACGAAGGAGCCGUUUGAUAACGGUCCGCUGACUACUGUAAAGUCCGUCCUGAGAGUGAUGCCGCGGAAGGAUCACGACAACACGACUUUCACGUGCCAAAGUCAAAACAUGGCGGAUCGUUCGCCGCAAAGCGCCAAACUUCGCGUCGAGGUACGUUACGCACCGAAGGUGUCCCUCUCGAAGAUCGAUCGCAUCGUCGAAGGCUCUGAGCUUAGGUUCAAAUGUUGCGCUGAAGCCAAUCCACCCGACGUGGAAUACAGGUGGUUUAUCAACAAGAAAAAGGUGAUCGGGGACUACACCACGGAGAUGAUUAUUCACAAUGCUACCCGCGAGCUGCACGACGCUACCGUAAAAUGCGAGGUUUCCAAUGACGUCGGGAAAAGCGAGGAGAGCCAAACCUUGGAUAUAAGAUACGGCCCGCAGUUUCGGCACCCACCGCUCUCCGUGGAAACGCAUUACGGCGCGACGGAGAUCCUGCAGUGCGACGUAGACGGGAAUCCGACGCCGGAGAUUCUGUGGUACCAUGAGGAUUCGGAGCGAAUGGUCGCCACCAGCCCGAACAUAAGCGUCUUUGUGAGCCCCGACACCGCCGGCCGUUACUACUGCAAGGCCCGAGUGCCCGGCUUCCCGGAAUUGACCGGCUACGCCAACAUCUACAUUCGCGCCCCGCCGAGCAUAGUAUCGCAAAGGAUCCAGUACGUGCCCGACGAAGGAGUGGUCAAGGUUAAGUGCACCGCGAUAUCCGUGCCAAAAGCGGACUCGGUGGUGUGGAGCUUCGCCGGUCGCGAGCUCAAUUUCACGUCGAACAAUACGCCAUUCUACGUGCAAGAGGAAUACGCGGCCGAGAGGAUAGUCAGCACUGUCACCCUACUGGAUCCCAUAUCGACGUACUUCGGGGAUUACAACUGCACGGUUACGAACAGCUUCGGCACGGAUUCCGUCAUUAUCAAACUGACAGCACACACGUUGAUUCCAGUCGAUUGGCAACUGAUCUUGAUCAUCGCUGGACUGGUUGUCUGCGUGAUCCUGAUUGGCAUAAUAGUCAUUCUCAUUCUACAAUGUCGCGAACGUAUUAAGCAGCCACGACCGCGGACGACGCAGAAUCAAGAAACCGAUCUGCAGGAGACCGAUUCUAACGCCGAUCGAUACAGAGAAAGCGAUAGGAGCAGCAACCUCUCGGAUGUCAAAGCGGACAUCCGAGCGGGAUCCAGUGUUAGCAACGCGGAAAGUGUCACGGCCCUUGACAGUGAAGGCGAAGGAAGUACCAGAGGAGUGAACGCCUUGGCGCUUGCUGGACCAGUCCCAAAUCCACUAUCCGGUUAUCGUUAUAGCGCCGAUUAUACCGAGCCUUCCUUCCCGCCGAAGAAUAGCGAUGGUAGUAACAACAAUGGUUACGUGCCAUACGUUGAUUACACUCGCGAUUAUAUGCCACCGACGACACAGAGCAUGGGCGCUUCGCGAGAGUCCUUGAGCAGGAUACCAUCGGGUGGUAUUUUGUCAUCGAAAAAGAUCGGACUCAGCUCGGCAAAUCUGGGUACCUCGACUCCGCAAACAACGCCGAUCGAUCCGCGAUUUUCCGCGACAUAUGGCAAUCCCUACCUCAGAAUGUCAGCGGCCGAGCAGCUCCGACACGCGCCGCACACAGCCGUGCCGGGAGUCACGCCGGCACCGCCGCCGUACACGCAGGCAAUGAGAAUGAAUAGCUUGAAUACCUUGAACGGCGCUGGCCCGCAGGCCCCACUGUCAGCGCAUUAUAUCACCGGUGGUCCAAACGGGGCCAUGGCAACGGUGAAGCGCACAUCCGCGGUGGGCACGUUAGCUACGCACGUAUGAGGCCAGGGGAUCUAUCCGAAUUAGAACCGUCGAUACUCGGGCCUAACUGAAACUACCUUCGAACUGGACCGUGCCCUCGAAAUGUCUCGCUACCUGCUUGGUCCACGCCCGGUGACGUUGAGAUCAACGGCGCGCGACGUCGCGCGUGGUGUCGUUGACGAAUCGGAACAAAGUCAAUGUCGUUACGAGGCCCGCCGCGCUCACGACACGGAACGUUAUAGAGCGGAAUACGAGCGACUUGUAGGACGAAGGUCACAGGGCAGCGGUAGGAAUGGCAGGGGUCACGGCGGGAUCACGGACCGAGCACAACGAAUGGCCGAGAACGGCGAGGCGCUCAAAUAUAUCGAACUGGUGCUUCGGCAGUUGCGAAGGGCCAGCAGAGAUCAUCAGGAGCUCGUGCGACAACGUCACGCGGACGUCCAAUACGAGAUCAGUAAGCGAAUCAAAGAGAGAAUCUGGCAUCAUCAUCAUUAUCAUCCUCAUCCUCAUCAUCGAGAUGGAUGCGAUUCGAUAGAUGCAUCUAGAACUUGGUCCAGGUCCUCGAGUAGCCCGUGGGAAUCGGAUUUGACUUUGAGGAAAUCGCGGCCGGACGUUACGACGAGGUUGCUGACGAAGAGGAGAGAUUACGGGGGAACGGCGCAGAGCACAGUUGACAUCCUGAAGCCGGCUCCUGGACGCGUUCGGGACGGAAUAACCGCGACCGCCUACCAAGAGAUGAAAUACAUUCCCGAGAAUGUUGGCUGGAAGGACGCGCGGGAAACGUUCGGUGCGUGGGAUCUGCCUGGACCUUCGUCGGGCAACGCUCGAAGAACAUCUUCUACCGUCGUUUAACGCGGAGAAGAUCGGCUUUGUGCCGAUGAGGUUCAUCGAUAUCGCGAGAGGGGAUUGAAAGGGAGCGUGGGGAAAAUCGAGAUGAAUUUCGAAAACCCUCUCGCGAAGGAGGGAA
This is a messenger RNA of Pogonomyrmex barbatus (red harvester ant), 4414 nucleotides long. RefSeq names its product irregular chiasm C-roughest protein. The record is from RefSeq and is a predicted model, not a curated record. Gene Ontology annotation, biological process: cell-cell adhesion. Gene Ontology annotation, cellular component: cell-cell junction; plasma membrane. Gene Ontology annotation, molecular function: cell adhesion molecule binding. Lineage: Eukaryota; Metazoa; Arthropoda; Insecta; Hymenoptera; Formicidae.